Thrips palmi is the source of this 1199-nucleotide messenger RNA. RefSeq lists its product as uncharacterized. Gene Ontology annotation, cellular component: mitochondrion. NCBI's taxonomy places the organism in Eukaryota, Metazoa, Arthropoda, Insecta, Thysanoptera, Thripidae. The transcript is spliced from 2 exons. The coding region runs from base 163 to 645 and encodes 160 amino acids. The record is from RefSeq and is a predicted model, not a curated record.
CCCCCCGCUCUUGUUGUGGCAGUGGCAAAGGCAAAGGACACAGGGGAGGGGGUGAAGGGUCGGAAGGGUGAGAGGUUUCAAAACAAAUUGAAAUUCGCUCGUACAGUAACGUCUGGUUUCCUUUAAGAAAAUUCGCCGUCCGUCCCUCAUCCUUUACCAGAAAUGAAUUCAAGUAACAUAAUCACCACAACUCUGAUUAAACAGGCAUCUUGCAUUCAGACCUUGUCUUCGGUAUGCAUUAAACGCCAAUGUCUCUUGCCUUCUUCUGAUGCUGCUUUAUACGGCAAACGCUUUGUUUCAAGUAACAACGACAGUGGUUCAGGUCCUUCUUUCCAAGACUCUACUAAUGUGAACCGAAGAGUCAAUUCAAGUCCCGGAAGUGAUGCUAAACGUUUGAAAAGUGAGAGUGAAAAUGAGCUUCCAGAAGAGCCUACAGAUUGUUGUAUGUCAGGUUGUGCUAAUUGUGUUUGGAUUCAAUAUGCCGAAGAACUGAAAAACAAGUUCUUCUCGAGUGAUGAAGAGCUUCGCACCAUAAUUAUGGACAAAAUCUCUGAUCCUAGUAUGAAAAUGUUUCUCUCGCUUGAAUUAGAUAAUUUAUCUGAUGAAAGUAAGUGGAGGCCUGAUGAUAAGGUUAAAAAGGAAUAACUGACUCAGAGAUCACCUUGUAGUUCAUUUAAAUGUAAUGUGUGAUAUUUAUUAAUCUUUCUCUUCAUCGUAAGGGCCUUCUUUUUUAGAAAUAUUGACUGCUUUUGUUGUGAUGUAUUUAAUUUCCUAAGAAAGUAUUGUAAUUAUUGGAACUUGCUGAAACUUUUGAAUCUGUGAAAGUUAAUAUGAAAAUAUCAGUUCCUUGUGGAUAUUGAGUUAAAGCUUGUUUUGUUUGGUGUAAUCACAUUAAGAAACUAUGUUUUUAAUUAGGUUCGUAACUAGUUUACUUAAUAGUUAGGGUGAUACUUGUGUUUGUAAGUCACUAUUCAGGAUCCAUUUUUGUCUUCUCUUCCUCUGAUGUGUGUUAAAAGAUGUCUUAAGCCUUAUUAUUUUGUAGAUGUUAAGUGAGAAGACUGAACAUUUUGAUGAUAUGGUGGACACGCUGUGAGCAAUCCCAUAUGUUAUCUUGUGAAAAAUAUAUUUAUUUUUGUAAACAGAAUAACUAUACACAAUUGUAAAAUAUAUAUAAUGAGAUGGUGCAGCUCUGGAAUGUA